CUUUGGCGCUUAUGGGCAACUCCGUCAUUUCCACAGUGUUCAGCAAACAGCAAUCCGCAUACCCUCUACCACCGUCAUGUCUGGGCGGAGAAAAAUGCGGUGAGGGACUUGAAAGACAGGACCGCGCCACGCAAGCCUUGCUUUCUCCGCCGCCACCCUCUUUCUCUCCCCGUCAGGAACAAUCUUAAACUUUUCUACUUUCGCUCUAAAUUUGCUCUGCAUAUCUCUCUAUUGUUUCCUUAAUUUUCAAUAGAGAUAUAGGUUCUGUACAUCGAGGUGAUCUUCCGAGGAAAUGUCGGCCAUAUCAAACUUUACGGCUGGCCGGCACGCCUUGAUCGGAGCUGCAUUGCCAGAGAGCUUCCCGAAAGUUGGUUCGGAGAAGCACAGUAGGUUGAAAAUGAGAAUUUCUAGAUCUUUGGACAAGGCAGCUCUUCGCCAUUCAAGGAAGGCAUUUAAUGGUUCAAGUAUCCGGAUGACAUUGGUAGAUGAGAGACUUGCACACAGAAAAGUUGUGAUGCCAUCUGAAGUUUUGGCAUAUGAACUCGUUCAAGGAGCCAAAGUGAGAUGGAGUUAUAUCAUGGAUAAAUCCUUGCCUGAACCACCUACUGCAGUCCUUUUGCACGGUAUUUUGGGCAGCAGGAAAAAUUGGGGAAGCUUUGCUCGGAGAUUAGCCAAAGAAUUUCCAAAAUGGCAGUUUCUCUUGGUAGACUUGCGGUGCCAUGGUGAUUCAACAUCAAUCAAGAAGAAGGGGCCUCAUACUGUAGCUUCAGCUGCCCUGGAUGUCUUAAAACUACUUGGGCAUCUCAGGCUCACUCCCAGAGUUGUCGUUGGUCACAGUUUUGGAGGAAAAGUUGCUUUGAGCAUGGUUGAUCAGGUUGCUAAACCACUUGCACGGCCUGUCAGAGUUUGGGUUCUGGAUGCAACUCCAGGAAAAGUAAGAGCUGGUGGAGAUGGAGAUGAUCACCCAGCUGAACUAAUUACUUUUCUAAGUGCACUGCCAAAAGAGGUCUCUUCAAAACAGGAUGUUGUGGAGGCUCUUACUAAGCAGGGCUUUUCCAAAGAUGUGGCACAGUGGGUGGUAACUAACCUCCGACAGACCAACCCUUCUGGUACAUCCCCAGCAAGCUUCUCGUGGGUGUUUGAUCUUAAGGGAAUUGAUGAGAUGUAUCAAUCAUAUGAAGAAACAAAUAUGUGGAAAGUAGUGGAAGAUGUACCCCGAGGUGUACAUGUCAGCUUCUUGAAGGCAGAAAGGAGUUUGCAUCGGUGGGCACUUGACGAUAUUCAGAGGAUUCAUUCUGCCGAGGAGCAAGCUUCCAAGGAGGGAGGUGGAGUAGAGAUGCAUGUCUUAGAAGAUGCCGGGCACUGGGUGCAUGCGGAUAACCCAGACGGAUUAUUCAAGAUUCUUUCAUUCUCGUUCCAAGGAUUUUAAAGUUGGAAUACAUUGACAGACAUUGAUGGUCCUGCAGAUUAGGAAAAUUACCCAUCAUUGACCUCUUUUUCCAGUGUGGUAUGUGUAUCAUUUUUUACAAAUUUUGUAUUUGGGUGAAGUAAUCUUUGCAUGUACAAGAGAGCAAUGUGUAGAACCAAUAUUCAUUCAGGCAUGAGAUGUGUACAUUUAUUUUUUCUGGAAAUUGUAAAUCGAAUAAAACAUAUUCUAAGAGUUAAGAUCAUUUAUUUAUUAUAAAAUUUCCUUUGAACUUUGAUCAA
Messenger RNA from Ipomoea triloba (trilobed morning glory), 1707 nucleotides. RefSeq names its product putative esterase/lipase HI_0193. The record is from RefSeq and is a predicted model, not a curated record. NCBI's taxonomy places the organism in Eukaryota, Viridiplantae, Streptophyta, Magnoliopsida, Solanales, Convolvulaceae. The coding region runs from base 293 to 1429 and encodes 378 amino acids. The transcript has 13 exons.